Messenger RNA from Austrofundulus limnaeus, 1120 nucleotides. RefSeq names its product T cell immunoglobulin and mucin domain containing 4 (gene timd4). The record is from RefSeq and is a predicted model, not a curated record. Gene Ontology annotation, molecular function: phosphatidylserine binding. Gene Ontology annotation, biological process: cytoskeletal rearrangement involved in phagocytosis, engulfment; apoptotic cell clearance. Lineage: Eukaryota; Metazoa; Chordata; Actinopteri; Cyprinodontiformes; Rivulidae.
CUCAGUAGUCUUCAUCACAGACCCUCGUCUUCGUCACAGACCCACGUCUUCAUCACAGACCCUCGUCUUCAUCACAGACCCUCAGUAGUCUUCAUCACAGACCCUCGUCUUCGUCACAGACCCACGUCUUCAUCACAGACCCUCGUCUUCAUCACAGACCCUCAGUAGUCUUCAUCACAGACCCUCGUCUUCGUCACAGACCCUCGUCUUCAUCACAGACCCUCGUCUUCAUCACAGACCCUCAGUAGUCUUCAUCACAGACCCUCGUCUUCGUCACAGACCCACGUCUUCAUCACAGACCCUCGUCUUCAUCACAGACCCUCAGUAGUCUUCAUCACAGACCCUCGUCUUCGUCACAGACCCUCGUCUUCGUCACAGACCCUUGUCUUCAUCACAGACCCUCGUCUUCGUCACAGACCCUCAGUAGUUUUCAUCACAGACCCUCGUCUUCGUCACAGACCCUCGUCUUCGUCACAGACCCUCAGAGACAAAGACACUCAGUGCAUCCUAGCCCCUCCCCCCAGUGACCCCAGUCCUCGGCCACAGAGUCCCAGUGUUCAGUUUGUGUGUGGUGGGACAGAGGGGUCUCAGUCUGACUCAGAGAUGGCUGCUUCGUCGCCUCCAACCUUCAUCAUCUUCAUGGCGGUGCUCUUCGUCCUGUCAGGUGGUCCACUGUUGCCCACCUCUUGUUUUAAAGUGAGGGAGGGGGGCGUGGCCUCUCUGUCCUGUCAGUACUCCGUGAAGCGRUUCGGUCUCAGUCGGGUCUGUUGGGGCCGUGGUUGUGGGACCUUCUGGUGCAGCAACAUCUUGGUGCAGAUGGAUGAGAAUGGUGUUGUCACUAAGGUGGAUGACCGGUACCGGCUGACGGGGGACAUCCUGGACGGACAGAUGGACCUGGACAUCUUGAACGUGAGGCGGACGGACAGCGGGCCAUACUGCUGCAGGGUGGACAUCGAUGGGAUCUUCAACGACAAGAAGAUGAUCAUGAACCUGAGAGUGGUCAGAGCUCCAUCCAACAGUCUGCAUCGUACAACUCUGCCCCCAACCAUCAGCUCUGUCAGGACCACUGACCGGACCACUGACCGGACCCCUGACCGGACCACUGACUGGACCACAGCAG